Messenger RNA from Chiroxiphia lanceolata (lance-tailed manakin), 2711 nucleotides. It is a transcript of the gene TDRD5, whose product is annotated as tudor domain containing 5. Gene Ontology annotation, biological process: spermatogenesis. NCBI's taxonomy places the organism in Eukaryota, Metazoa, Chordata, Aves, Passeriformes, Pipridae. The record is from RefSeq and is a predicted model, not a curated record.
CCGGGAGGGGGGAGCGAUGGCGUCCACAGACACGGCGAAGGAGGCGCAGCUCAUGGAGCUGCUGAAGAAGGAGGUGAGAGCGAUGCUCAUAGCUGCCAAGGAGGGCCUAACGCCGGCAGAGCUGGAGGAGCAGUACAUGGCCAUGGUCUGCAAACCUCUGCCCCUCCAAGACCUGGGCUUCCAGUCCACCUUGGAGCUGGUGAGACAUAUGCCUGAAGUUGUCCGAGUCUCUUUUUGUAAGAAUGGCACCCUUAUCCUCAAAGCCAUUGCAGAUGACAGCACCAAAGGCAUUGCCAAGCUGGUUGCCUGCCAGAAGGGAAGGACAUGUUCUAAGGCAUGGAAGAGAACUCAUCUGAAGGCAAAUGCUGCUUCUCCCUGUAUGAACUCUAAGAAUCCACAACGUUCCCCUCUGAGAGCCAAGACUCCAGUCCUGCCAGCAACAGUGAAGGCUGAGCUUCAGGACCUGCUGAGCUCCUCACCUCUUCUGCUCCAGGACUUGGACAAGGCCUUCCUCAAAUGCUUUGGCCGGGCGUUCCCGUACAGGCAGUACGGAUUUUCUUCCGUGCUUGAAGCCCUCAGGAGCGUGUCUGAUUUCGUUGUGGUUGAGCAGGCAGAGGCAGGUUCUUUGCUGGUCCUGAGGCAGUGCCUGGCAAAUGAGGCAGAGCAGGAAGAGGUGCCUCACGGUGAGGCACAGGAUGAAGAGAUGCUGCGAGCUGAGAUGCCUCCUUUGGAACCCGUCUGUGAGACAGAUAACUUCCACCAGGCAGCACUUCAUCAGAAGUGGGAGCCAGUGGAAACACAAGCAGUAGAUUUGAGUGAUCGCCUCGAACAACCUCAAGAUUGUCAGCAGUUGCUACCAAACAAGCUGACACUGACUGAAGAAAUCCUCCCAGAUGCUGUUCAGGACAGAAGCCUUUGCAGUUUACCACCUCUGAAGAGAAGGUCCUUGGUGGGAGUCGUCGUGGAAUUCGUUGUCUCUCCUACCCAGUUCUACGUCCACAUCUGCGGCAGGGAAACAUCCCACAAACUGCAGGAUCUGAUGUUUGAGAUGAGACACCUUUACUCACAUAAACUUGUCUCUGAUAAAUACAUCAUGCCUGACUCUGCAGUAAGGCCUGGGCAGCUCUGCUGUGUAAUGGUCUCCAAAUGGUGGUACCGUGUUAUCAUCCACCGUGUGAUCAGUGACCAAGAAGUGGAGGUGUUCUAUGCAGAUUAUGGACACCUCCAAAUUGUCCAAAAGUCUUGGCUGAGAUUCCUCAAGUGGCAGUACUUGAAGCUCCCUGCUCAGGCCAUCCCGUGUUCCUUGGCAUGGGUAAAACCUGUGGAGGGUACAUGGUCUCCUGCAGCAACUCUCCUGUUCAAGAAUCUCUGUGGCUCUAAGGAGCUUGUGGGCGUUGUGGAUGAAUAUAUGGAUGGUGUUCUGCACCUCUUCCUCUGUGACACAUCCACCAAGGAGGAUGUCUACUUCCACUCUGUCUUGAGGGAUAUGGGAUAUGCUGAUGUCUGUGGAGAGAACAUUCCUUCCCAGGAAUUCAAGGAACUGAAUCCUUUGGCCUUGUAUGUUCAGCCCAGUGGAGAGCAGGAGAAUGCUGAACUGGUGGAGCCAGACCUUUGCUUGCAGCAGGAAUCUCUGGUUGCAGAUAGUGAAACAACAUCCUCAAAGCUGGAUGGGGCUGAGCUGUGUGACCAGACACCUCAUUCUUUUGGAGAGUCCUCCGUGCCUGCUGUCUUAGUCAAGUCAGCGGAAGAUCUUUAUACCUCCUUUAUUUACUCCAAGCAACAAGCAGAAAUGAGGCAAGAUGACCCUGAUCAGAUAGAAAGAUUUUUGAGCAAGGCCCAGCUUUCUGAAGCUGUACAUCCUGCUGUUCUGCUCAUGGCAAUGCCAGUUGUGCUGGACACCCCUAACAGUGAAGAGAACAUGAAGAAUGAAGACCUUCCCAGGAGUUGGCCUCUGUGGAGCCAACCUCACAGACUCCAUGUCCCUCCUGCCACACUCUCUGCAGUGUUGGCAGCUGCACGAUUGGCCACUUCCCAUGCCCACUUCCAGUGGCUCCCCAGCCUAGGAAGGCAGGUGUGAGAAGAGGGGAGAAGCUGGAGCUGCUGCCGAGGAAGGCUGCUGGGAGCAGCACAGGCUCUCUCUAUGACCAUGCUGUUGGGUUGGGUUUUGUUUUCUUUUUGUUCACAAACAUUUAAUCCCUUGAAAAACUUUUUGGGUCUGACGUCUCAGGUGGACUAGGUGAUCUUUAAAGCUCUCUUCCAACCCAAACUGUUCUAUGAUUUUUUUAUUUUUUUUUUUUUAAUUUCAGCAUUUUGGGUUUGGUUUGGGAUGUGGAAGUGCUAAAAGUGCGAUAAGUGUUAAUUUUACUUUCAGGAAAAUAGUUUGGGUUUGUAUUUUUAAUUUCAGGGGGAUACUUUGGUUUUGUUGUACUGGUGGUCUACUGAGUUACUGUUCAGGAGAACAUCUAAAUGUAACAUUGUGUUAUAUAUCCUUUAAGUUUAGGAGAGGGAAACUGGCUGCCUAUCCCUCCCUCCCUCAGUGCAUGAGCAGUUUUGACAUUGGUUUUUAAGACAGUGAGUGCUCUACACACUCCUUGCUCUGAGGAGAGCUGAAGAAACCUUCCCCAAGAAGAAAGUGCUGUGAUUUUUUUGAAUGCCAUGUAUAACAAACCAUCAGGAAUCUCAUCUCACUAUAAAAUAAAAUCUGUAAAGAA